Molecule: messenger RNA, 2473 nt
Organism: Copidosoma floridanum
Lineage: Eukaryota; Metazoa; Arthropoda; Insecta; Hymenoptera; Encyrtidae
Cellular component (GO): extracellular region
Molecular function (GO): chitin binding
Source: RefSeq, a predicted model, not a curated record
UCAAGUGUGUCUUGUAAUCUCACUUUUACCCGUUCCUUUUUUUCAUUAUUUUUAUCUCGCUUCCAAUUAUAUAAACAACGCAUCCUUUACUAAUUUCACCAGUUCUUAUUAAUAUGAGAUAUUAUACAGUUUUAUUUCCGUUGCCGAUUUUCACGCUUUUUUUCUUACCUCACAUGAUUUUGGAUGAAAAUUGUUCCGUUGAGUAGAACUGGUGAAAUUGCCGAUUUUGUGAUUUAUCGAGAAGAUCAAAAAGAAGAGGAUCCAGAGAUGAGGGGGACACUCGUUUGGAUGGUGUGCGCGACGCUUGCCGCUGCUCAGACCCAGGAAGCUUUUAACACAUCACCACUGCCGACCCCAUCGUUCUUCACCUGUUCGGGUCGGUCGAUGGGCUACUACGCCGAUGUGGAGACCAACUGCCGUGUCUAUCACACCUGCGACGACCACGGCAACCACUUUACGCACCAUUGCCCCGAGGACACGGCGUUCCGUCAAGACGCAAUGAUCUGCGAUCACGCGUACCUCGUCGAUUGCCGAGCCAACGCGGAAAAGGGCCUACCGAUCCGCUUCAGCCAGGACAGCAACCACGACACGCUACCCUCGGAGCCUCGCGGCGAAGGUACCAACACGCGUGGCUUCGCCAGGUCUUUCAGGAUCAACCCGGAAACCAAAAACGACUCGGUGACCAGCAAGUACCCGACCUUUAGUCUCAACUCCAGUGUGUUUCUCACGAGUCGCGAGACAACGAGCAGACAACCCACGACUCGCUUCCAAGAGCCACAAACCCGCCAGCAGAAAACAGAAUCGGUUGCGCAAAACGGCAAGGACUACCAGUCGCCGACGGGGUACCGAUCGAGCGUCAAUCCAUCGCGAAACUCGGUCGUAACAACGCAAAGAGCUCCGGUUUCCGUGGAACUCCAGCCUCCCGUGGAGUCGUCCCAAACGACCCAAACCGGUGGAGAGCACCUGGACGACGAGUACUCUUUUUUGAUUCCACCUCCGGUGCGCGACGACAACUACUACGUCCAGCAGCAAAACAACUUUGAAUCCUUGAAGAACGACAACGCGCCGAGGAGCAGCUCCCAAAGCACCUUCAGAAUCGUCACGCUGGACAACUUCCAGAAGGAGGGCACGACCCUAGCUCCGCAUACCCAGACCAUUCUGGAAAUGGCCCGGUCCCGAGCCCUGGGUCGCGAGUUCAGUCCCAGCUACGCCAAGCCCGUCAAUUACCUCGAGCCACCGCACUUUAAGCCCAACUUCCAGCAGACCGGCAAAUCUAACCUCAAUUUCCAAUCCAACGAUCCCUACAAGAACACCCUCUUGUCCCUCCAGAAGCUCAGCAGAUCCUCAUCCGCUGGCCAACCAACGACUACGAUUGCCACGUCGAGGGUCCCGUCAACCAAACCACCUGUCGCCACCUCGAUCUUCGCCGUACCGGCGAAAACUCUCGUGCCGGCCGGCGACGCGGACAGCGACCCCUACUACCCGAGAUCGUCCACAACCGAGGCCUACUACACUCCCCGGUAUCGUGAACACGGCUCGAGGAAGCCAGUUUUCACGUCGACGACCAAGAGGGGCCUGACGAGCAACGCCAAGUUCGAGAUACCGGCCGUUCUACCCGAUCUGAACAGUCUGGAGGACCUGCUCGAUCGGCGAAAGUUCUUUUUCAUACCGCAAACCAAGUCGGUGUGAGUGAUUGGACGAUUGAGGUGAUCUUUUUUUACAAUUUUGUAUUUUUUUUUUUUUUUUCUUUUCGCCAGGAUAAUUAUGUAAGUAGUACAUACAGGUGUGACCACGAUGACGAUGGUUAUUUGUCGCACUUAGCUCUGGUGAUCCUGGUAAGGUGCUAAUAAUGCGGGAUCACGUUUAUUUAUAAUUACGUGCAUGCAUCGGUCUGAGCUUUGACACGAUAAUGUGCAUGAGCUUUACGAUGGGCUGUAAAUUACACGUUUGCUGACGUUUUUACGCACUUUUUGAUGAAUGUACGUUGUUUCCAUCGCACUUUUUUUUUCUCUUCUCUAUUAUUAAAUUAAUCAUUUGUUUUCGCAUUCAAUAUCUUAUUGAUUAUAAACGUGCUUGCGCAACUAUCAUAAUACAACGAUUAAAAGAAGAAUAGUGUGGAUUAUAUAUUAUAUCAGAGCAUCUAAAAAUAGUUUUUUUCAAUUAAAACUUUUUCAGUCUCGCACAUUAUUUAUACCUCUAGUUUAUUAGCUUAUCUCAUUCAGUUACUAAACGAAAACCUCAUUUUUUUAACUACCUGUUGCCAAGACAUAUCAUUUAAGAACAAUUUAAUGUACACCAUAAGUAUUCAAAAGAAGCGAUCGUAGGCGUUAUUUAUUUUACGUUGUAGUAUAUAUAUGAUAGGCUAUCCAUAUUCUUUGGUAAAUAUAAUUUUGUAAUCAAUGAUUUGGAAGACAUGGUUUUUGUACAUAAUGCUAUAUGAAAAAGAAAAAAUGUACAUUAACAUCACGUUGGA